AUACGCUCCCUCGCUGCAUCCCUCGCUUAAGUCUCUCGCUCAGCACAGAUAAACAGUGAGGUUCCACUUUCUAACGCUGCACUCAUGCUCCGACCAAAGGACUUGUGCCAAGGCUCAGGCACCAAGACAUUCCUUGAUGCCAUGCACAGUGGCAAGAUUCACCUGGCGCGAUUCGUCCUGGAUGCCUUGGAUGGGCGAAUCAUCAACUCCAAGACUGAGAACAGCCGCACCCCUCUGAUGUUUGCCGUGUGCCUGCCAGAGUCUGGGGCGCGGGUGAAGUUCACACGGCUGCUGCUGGAGAAAGGGGCGGAUGUCAACUGCCAGGAUGAGCACGGUCGCACAGCUCUAAGCCUUGCCUGUGAGCAGGGGCACCUGGACUCCAUAAAACUCCUGGUGCAGUUCAAUGCUGACCCUGAGGUCUCUGACGCCUGGGGAAACAGUGCCCUAAUGUAUGCCGCUUAUGCGGGCCACAGCCAGGUCCUCGAGUUCCUUGUCCGGGCAUUUAAGAGGCUGGGCUUGCGGCUGGACCAGACCAACCGGGCAGGGCACUCUGCCAUUCAGGUCGCUGAUUUAUAUGGACACAACCAGUGUGUCCAAGCCCUAAACAUCCCAGGAAAGCGGACAGUUUCAGAUAAACUUGGGGAUGCCUACCUUGGGACGGAGCUCGGGGGCGAACGGCGGCGGCCUAACAGGCUCCCCAAGCAGGUCCUGGAGAGGUUCACCCAGCAGUUCCACAGCAAGUGUGAGGAGCACUUGCCAGCGGUGUUUCAGAGGCAGAUGAGGGUCGGGGAGAGCAGCGGUCUGCGGAGGCGCCUGAAAGGUCACAACCAGUCCCCAGACAGGAAGGGACAGCCCAAGCCCUUGUUCAAUCACUCACAAAAGCUUUGCAGCAAGGAUGAGCAGGAUGCCAUUUUUGAAGCCAGGCAAAUACAGAACAGCAAGCUGAGGGACAAGAUGGGGGCUACAACACUGGACCAGCAUCCACUAUCACACCAGGAAGAUGUGAACAAUGCCGGGGGAAUUAUACAAGAGGCCCAGGAGACAGGACCAGUGUGGGGUAAAGCAAAGUCUUUCAACCUAGAACAUCUGCCAUGUAGAAAACAGUCAUACCAGGAUGACUUGUCUGAUGCAACUCAUUCUACUGUAAGAAUUAAGAGAGGGUCACUGCAGGAUGAGCAAACUCUGAUGAGGAAGACACAAUGCCAAGACAUUAGUGCUGACAAAUCUGUCCCUGCACCGAGAUCUUUUUCAAAUGGCAAAAAACAAGUGCUGGAGGCAACUGAUGACGGACUGAGUCCACACUCAAUAGUAAAUGAGAGUUCCGGCGUUUCGUUGAGGCGGGAAUUUAAGAAGCGCUCUAGCCUACCUCAGUAUGGGCGCCAGGACAAAAUUCUCUUCCACAGAGAGGAAAUCGCACCAGAGAGGAUCCAGCUGCGUCCCCCAGGAUUCACCGGACUGGGAACGAGAUUACUGCGGCGAUUUACGGCUCCCGAAUUUAUGAGACUGGUAAUGGACUUUCCCUCUGAACACGGCAGAGGGAAGAUAUCUCGAUCCGAGACUUUCCCUUUUACGUCUGCACACCUGAAAGUUAACAGUCAGCCGAGUGUUGACAGUAUCAGUGGAGUGACCUGUGAAUUUGAAAGCAAUGGCGCACGCCGUCUCGCUCUUGGUUAAGGGGAAAACAAUUAAACGUUUUACAUUUCACGAAUCAAACAUGUAGCCGCUUUUACAUCCCAAAUUUUAUUAUGUGAUUUUGUCAGUGUUCUAAAUAACUGAUCAUAUUUAAUAUAUGGAAACGUUUAAAUAAUAUUUGUUUCGUGCGUAAAGAAAGCUAUAUCCUGUAUACCUUAUUUGAACUUAUAAAACGCUACGAUAAAUCUGACAAAAACGUAAAGGUUAUGCCUCACGUAUUUAUAAACUGCUGUACUGUGGUUUGAUAUAGGCUACGUCUCAAUUUGCUAUGUGCACUUUUUCUGAUGUAUCGAACGCAUUCUUACAAUAUGCUAUCUUUAUGUGAAUAUAUGUAAUUUGCUUUAGCCUACUGAUACCGCACUUUCUUUGUACAAUUUCUGUCGGGAAUCCAUUAAAAAAUCUUAACAUA
Molecule: messenger RNA, 2101 nt
Organism: Anguilla rostrata (American eel)
Lineage: Eukaryota; Metazoa; Chordata; Actinopteri; Anguilliformes; Anguillidae
Gene: ankrd63
Exons: 1
Coding region: 85-1674 (529 amino acids)
Biological process (GO): regulation of cyclin-dependent protein serine/threonine kinase activity; regulation of G1/S transition of mitotic cell cycle; negative regulation of cell population proliferation
Cellular component (GO): cytoplasm; nucleus
Molecular function (GO): protein kinase binding; cyclin-dependent protein serine/threonine kinase inhibitor activity
Source: RefSeq, a predicted model, not a curated record